This is a messenger RNA of Sinocyclocheilus anshuiensis, 3032 nucleotides long. RefSeq names its product myotubularin-related protein 8-like. The transcript is spliced from 14 exons. NCBI's taxonomy places the organism in Eukaryota, Metazoa, Chordata, Actinopteri, Cypriniformes, Cyprinidae. Gene Ontology annotation, molecular function: phosphatidylinositol-3-phosphate phosphatase activity; phosphatidylinositol-3,5-bisphosphate phosphatase activity. Gene Ontology annotation, biological process: phosphatidylinositol dephosphorylation. The record is from RefSeq and is a predicted model, not a curated record. Gene Ontology annotation, cellular component: nuclear envelope; cytoplasm. Bases 130 to 2031 code for a protein of 633 amino acids.
UGAUUGUAAGUCCAUCCACUCAUCAUGUUAGGGUGGAACGCAGCAGUUCCUGAAACAAACAUGAUAACCGCUAAACACAUAAACAUCGAAAGUUUAACGUGGACAGUUGAAUGAUAAGCCACUGAAAGUAUGGAGCACAUUAUAACGCCAAAGGUGGAAUAUGUGAAACUACUGAAUAGGUACCCUGAAAAGAAGUCCGUUCUGGGAACUCUUUAUUUGACUGCUACUCACCUUAUCUAUGUGGAACAAACCAACAACACACGCAAAGAAACAUGGGUGCUGCAUCAUCACAUCAUGUCGGUAGAGAAGCUUCCAUUAACUGCACAUGGUUGUCCGCUCCUGAUCCGCUGUAAAACCUUCCAGCUGCUUCAUCUGCUGUUCCAAAGAGAGAGAGAUUGUCAGGAUGUCUAUCAGUCACUUCUGCGUCUGUUUCAACCAGUCAAAGAAGAGGAGCUGUAUGCCUUUCUCUAUAAUCCACAACAAAAUGAGGAGGACAGGAGACAGGGUUGGGAAUUCAUCAAUGUGGCAAACGACUUCAGCAGGAUGGGUCUCUCCAAUGAUUAUUGGGAAAUCAGCCACCUCAACAAAGACUAUGAGAUCUGUAGCACUUAUCCAUCUGUCCUAGGACUCCCUAAAAAUGUCAGUGUUGCUACGGUAACGGGCAGCGCAAAGUUUAGGAGCCGCGGGCGAUUGCCUGUUCUGUCUUACUUUCACAAAGACACAAAGGCUGCGAUCUGUCGCUGCAGUCAGCCUUUGUCGGGUUUGACUUCUCGCUGUGUGGAAGACGAGCAGAUGCUUCAGGCCAUCAGCCAAGCGAACCCCAACUGCCCUUAUAUAUAUGUAGUGGACACACGGCCUAAGUUGAACGCAAUGGCGAACCGCGCAGCUGGUAAAGGCUAUGAGAAUGAGGACAACUACUCCAAUAUCAGGUUCCAAUUCCAAGGAAUCGAAAACAUCCACGUCAUGAGAAACAGCCUACAAAAAUUGCUGGAGGUGUGCUCUAUGAAGUCUCCUUCCAUGAGUGACUAUCUGACAGGUCUGGAAAACUCUGGCUGGCUGAGGCACAUCAAAUCUGUGAUGGAUGCAGGCAUGUUCCUCGCCAAGGCUGUCUGUGAAGAGAGGGCAAGUGUGUUAGUACAUUGUUCUGAUGGUUGGGACAGAACGGCUCAGGUGUGCUCUUUGUCUUGCAUACUGCUGGACCCAUACUACAGAACCAUUAAAGGCCUCAUGGUUUUAAUAGAAAAGGAGUGGAUCUCUUUUGGUCAUAAAUUCAGUCACAGGUGUGGCCAUCUGGACACCGACCCCAAGGAAGUGUCUCCGGUCUUCACCCAGUUCCUGGAGUGUGUGUGGCAGCUGUCAGAACAGUUCCCUUGUGUGUUUGAGUUCAAUGAACGUUACCUAAUAGAAAUACACAAUCAAGUCUAUGCCUGCCAGUAUGGAAACUUCAUCGGCAACUGCCAGAAAGAGAGGCUGGAAAUAAGGUUGCAUGAAAAGACGUUUUCAUUGUGGCCACAUCUUCUGAAGAACCAGCAUCUGUAUCGAAACCCCUUGUACCGGCGUUCAUUAGAGUGCACAGUUCUCAGACCCAGCACUUUACCACUGCACUUCAAGUUCUGGUGUGGGAUGUAUAAUUACUAUGACAGAGGCAUGCACCCAAAACAGUCUGUUCUAGACCAGCUGCUGUCCCUCACACAGAAGCAGGUAGAAGGAGAGAGAACCAUGACUGAAUUACAGAGACAGCUGGCUGUUGCAGAUGGAGUUCUCCCUGAUCCAUCUGGACCAAUCAACACACCUGCGGAACAGGACAGUCCACGUCAGGAGACUCCCACCGCUCCUGUUGACCAAUCAAAUGGAAGUUGCGCUCCUUUGAUUAAUGGAGGCGCAGAGGAGGCGGGUCCAAGAGCUGAAAAGUGCAAUGAGAAAGAAGGGGCGGAGCCAGCAGCCACCAAACACGAUCUGACCUCCUCUAAAGACAAACCUGUUUCUGUGGAAACCGAACAUUCCAAAGAGGAGGUACAAGAAUCGUCUUGAGUCUCCAUAGUAACAGAACAGACAUUUUGACUGAGACCCCAAAGAACAAAUGUCCGGAUUUUUGAAAAGAUGCAUACAGUACUGUUUCCACAACUGAAGCUACUGUAAUGCAAAAAAAAAACAAAAAAACAUUCAAAUUGCAGCGUUCUGCCACAAGUUUGUGAUUUUUUUUAAUACCGUUGUUUAUUAGAUUUUUCGAGCACUGGGUGGAUGCUUGUGCCCUGUUAUAUCUGUUCUGAACAGUCCUGAAAUGUUCUGUUUGUUUUUGUGGACUUCAGUGUGCUUGUUGGCCUACAGACCAUGAGGAUUGAAGCUAUAUGCUUUGAUCGAAGGCAGUCAGAAUCAUCUACAUUUUGUUUAAAUGCCGCUCUGAUCAAAUUUGGCCUCAUUUCAUUGUACAGUAGACUGUUUUUUUAAUGUCUUUGUUUUAGUAAUACUUUCCAUAUAAUAUGUGUAGUACAUUUGAAAACCAGACUCUGAUACUGAUUUAUUCAGUCACAUAAGCAGCUGAUGUGAAAUUCAGGUUGAUAAAGGGAACACAUUGUUAAAAAAUGGAUCAAAUUGAUUAUCAGUGUUUUUUUGCACAAAGGGCUUAGUAUUAUUUUUGUGGUGUUCUUUAUUGCAAAUGCGGUUCAUUUCGCAUGAAAAGCAACACUGCUGAAAUGCUGCUUAUUGAUUGCAAUAGGAUGUCACAUUGUUUGAGCCAAGCUCUAAUGCCAAACAAAUAAUUUGAUGCACAUAAAAAUAUUUGAGGAAUAUUGCUUAUGUUCUUUCAAUCUUUUUAGAUUGAAUUAGAAAAAAUAUUUUCUAUUGAUUAAAUGUACAGCAAUAGUCAAAAGGGAAUUUUGAAAUAAGCAAUGAGAGGGAUACCACUGAAAAUGACAGAAUGUGGUUACAAUACAUCUAUUGCUUUUAAACCUGAGAAGAGUUUUGCUCUGUGUGAUAAUCAUGUCAGCUCAUUUUAUACACGCUUAUUUUGAUCAUUGCACUGUUUUGUACCG